CCCCCACACCCUCACGCCCAAAAUGAUGCGCUCAACCUCGGCCCUCCGCGCCCUCCCGCGCAUGCCCCUCGCCCGCGGCCUCUCCUCCACCGCUAGCUCUUCCUUUGCUCAGCCCGCCGAGGCCUCCAAGCCCGCCGCCGUCAAGAGCUUCAAGAUCUACCGCUGGAACCCAGACACCCCGGCUGAGAAGCCCAAGAUGCAGGAGUACAAGGUCGACCUGAACCAGUGCGGGCCAAUGAUGCUUGAUGCCCUCAUCAAGAUCAAGAACGAGAUGGACCCCACCCUCACCUUCCGCCGCUCUUGCCGCGAGGGUAUUUGUGGCUCGUGUGCCAUGAACAUUGACGGUGUCAACACCCUCGCCUGCCUGUGCCGUAUUGACAAGGACACGGCCAAGCCCGCAAAGGUCUACCCCCUCCCUCACAUGUACGUGGUCAAGGACCUCGUCCCAGACCUCACCCUCUUCUACAAGCAGUACAAGAGCAUUGAGCCCUACCUCAAGAACGACAACCCUCCGACCAAGGAGUUCUACCAGAGCCAGGAGGACCGCAAGAAGCUCGACGGUAUGUACGAGUGCAUUCUCUGCGCAUGCUGCUCCACUUCCUGCCCAUCCUACUGGUGGAACCAGGACCAGUACCUCGGCCCCGCCGUCCUCAUGCAGGCCUACCGCUGGAUCGCCGACUCGCGUGACGCCUACACCGACGAGCGCAUGGACCGUCUCCAGAACAACAUGUCUCUGUACCGCUGCCACACCAUCAUGAACUGCUCCCGGACGUGCCCUAAGGGCCUCAACCCCGGCCGUGCUAUUGCCCUCAUGAAGUUGGAGAUGGCGACCGGUGCCCCCGUCAAGCACCAGGGCGUCUAAUCGAGGCAGCCUGUAUUGGAGAGUGUGGUUGAUGUCUCAGCAGUCCCGCGAAAGCGGUUUGUAUGCAUUAAACUGGAUACGCAUGGCAACAGAG
Molecule: messenger RNA, 956 nt
Organism: Cutaneotrichosporon oleaginosum
Lineage: Eukaryota; Fungi; Basidiomycota; Tremellomycetes; Trichosporonales; Trichosporonaceae
Biological process (GO): aerobic respiration; tricarboxylic acid cycle; respiratory electron transport chain
Cellular component (GO): mitochondrial membrane
Molecular function (GO): 2 iron, 2 sulfur cluster binding; electron transfer activity
Source: RefSeq, a predicted model, not a curated record